AUGUCUUCGCGCGCCACCUUCGCCGAUAAACCAGAAACAUACCAAGCCACCCUCAAAAGCCUCUUCCACGGCAACCCCGAGGACACCAAAGCAGACCUCUCGAAAAUCUUUACUCCCGAGUUCCAAUUCGAUGCGGGUGAUGAGAAAUACGACUUUGACGGCUUUGUAGCGCACAUGCGUCGCUUGCGCGAAAUGAAGCUGGACGUCGAUCUCACAACUGUACAAUUCUUGCGUGAUGGGAACCAACUUGCGGAGCGCCAUACGUCGGUGACGACGCUGCAGGAUGGCAAGCAGAUGCGAGCCGAGACGUUCAUGUUUGCGGAGAUUGCAGAAGAUGGAAGAGUUAAUUGGAUUAUUGAAGCUGUUCAGUGA
This is a messenger RNA of Trichoderma harzianum CBS 226.95, 372 nucleotides long. RefSeq lists its product as hypothetical. The coding region runs from base 1 to 372 and encodes 123 amino acids. The record is from RefSeq and is a predicted model, not a curated record. The transcript has a single exon. Lineage: Eukaryota; Fungi; Ascomycota; Sordariomycetes; Hypocreales; Hypocreaceae.